Messenger RNA from Cyanistes caeruleus (blue tit), 1016 nucleotides. The record is from RefSeq and is a predicted model, not a curated record. NCBI's taxonomy places the organism in Eukaryota, Metazoa, Chordata, Aves, Passeriformes, Paridae.
CCUCACUCGCGUCCCCCCGAGCUCUGCCCCACCGCCCCCUGCGCUGUCGCUGAGUCUCCUUGUCCUGCAGAGAGAUGCCAAGGGCCAGUACCUGUUUGACCUUCUCUGCCACCACCUGAACCUGCUGGAGAAGGAUUACUUCGGCAUCCGCUUUGUGGACCCCGACAAGCAAAGGCACUGGCUGGAGUUCACCAAGUCGGUUGUGAAGCAGAUGCGGGCCCAGCCUCCCUUCACCAUGUGCUUCCGUGUCAAGUUUUACCCCACGGACCCCGCGGCGCUGAAGGAGGAGAUCACCAGGUACUUGGUGUUCCUGCAGAUCAAGAGGGAUCUGUACCACGGGCGGCUCCUGUGCAAGACGUCGGACGCGGCCUUGCUGGCUGCCUACAUCCUGCAGGCUGAGAUUGGUGACUACGACCCAGGGAAGCACCCGGAAGGCUACAGCUCCAAGUUCCAGUUCUUCCCCAAACACUCGGAGAAGCUGGAGAGGAAGAUCGCGGAGAUCCACAAGUCGGAGCUGAGCGGGCAGACACCAGCUACUUCAGAGCUGAAUUUCCUCAGGAAAGCCCAGACUCUGGAGACUUACGGGGUUGACCCACACCCGUGCAAGGACGUGUCCGGCAACGCAGCAUUCCUGGCCUUCACCCCCUUCGGCUUCGUGGUCCUGCAGGGAAACAAGAGAGUUCACUUCAUCAAGUGGAACGAGGUGACCAAGAUGAAAUUCGAAGGGAAGACUUUCUAUCUGUACGUAAGUCAGAAGGAGGAGAAGAAAAUCGUUCUCACCUAUUUUGCGCCGACACCAGAAGCCUGCAAACACCUCUGGAAGUGUGGGAUCGAGAACCAGGCUUUCUACAAGUUGGAGAAGUCGAGCCAGGUGCGGACGGUGUCCAGCAGCAACCUGUUCUUCAAGGGCAGCCGCUUCCGAUACAGCGGCCGCGUCGCCAAGGAGGUGAUGGAGUCCAGCGCCAAGAUCAAGAGGGAGCCCCCCGAGAUUCACCGGUGAGAGCCUGGCAGCAGCU